AUGACCCUGAUUGGGCUUCUGGAUUGCGCAGCCGGAAAGGUUCGGCUGGAUCAAAGGCCCUCGCUACAAAAUACUGUCCAACAAAUUGUCGGCGGGUCACGCGCUUCCUGUAUAAAGCCAGAAUUAGCUCAAGCAUUCAGCAAGACACUGUCAAAGCUGCAGAGACGCAAUGAGCCUACUAUCGCGGAACGGCUGAUGCCUUUUCUCGUCAAGAGAGACCGAACAUUGCCUGCAGAUGAGGAAGACGGUGAGGACAGCAUUGUCUCCGGGAAAGAGGCUGAUAGGCCCACUCUCCGAUCAUUUGAACUCGAUCACCUCGAUUGGAGCAUCGACAAGGAUUUCGCGCGGGCCUCUGUCCCUUUUCCGAUCACUGAGACGCGGAACCCUUCAGAUUUUGGCAUCAAGAAUCCAAAACCCGACAUCGUGUAUGGAUUCGAACCAUGUGCCUUUGAUACUCAACAACAGAAGGCUCUGUUGACCUUUGAGCCCGAACUAUCGGGAGGCAUUAUCAGUCCCUUCUUACGUGAUACAAUGGAAAGGAUUCGCGGGGUCGAUGCAGACUGCAAAGGAUCAAGCGCGGCGUGA
This is a messenger RNA of Pseudogymnoascus destructans, 585 nucleotides long. RefSeq lists its product as uncharacterized. The transcript has a single exon. The record is from RefSeq and is a predicted model, not a curated record. The coding region runs from base 1 to 585 and encodes 194 amino acids. NCBI's taxonomy places the organism in Eukaryota, Fungi, Ascomycota, Leotiomycetes, Thelebolales, Thelebolaceae.